Molecule: messenger RNA, 4839 nt
Organism: Diaporthe citri
Lineage: Eukaryota; Fungi; Ascomycota; Sordariomycetes; Diaporthales; Diaporthaceae
Exons: 1
Coding region: 1-4839 (1612 amino acids)
Source: RefSeq, a predicted model, not a curated record
AUGGCCAUCCACAGCCAGGCAUCUCGGGCUAACUCUACUCCCUCCCUCUCCUCGCAGCCUCUCAAUGCUUCUACCGCAAACCCCAGCGCAGCCACUGCUGCCAUUUCGGCCUUCACCCGCCGCGAGUCCAGCACCGCCUCGCUGAGCGCAGCCGCCGCCGCCGCCGCCCUCAAGGCCCGUCCCACGACUCCCACCAACGUCGCAGAGGUCCAGACGAAGAGGAACGCGCGGAGGAGUGCCUCGCGAUCCUCGUCUGCCGGAAGGAGCACACCCGACACCCGCCCGGGAGGGCAGCUUAGGAGGCAGGGCAGCUCUGGGUCCAUGACAGAGCGCACGUUCCGGUCGCCGUCACCCGGAGCGCAGGCAAAAAGAUCCUUGAGUAGUAGUGGGUUACCGAGGAACUCGUACCAAUCUGACGAUAUGGCGCCCCCCGUGCCAGCUAUACCACAGAGUGUCAACAUGCAGGCGGCUCAGGCGAGGCAGAAGCCCAAGAGCCUUGGCAUAGUCACCGCGCCUGUGAGGACGGCGUCGCAGAAGGCCAACAAAGCCGGCGGGACUUGGUUCGGCGCAGCAAAGACGGGUGACCCGGCGAAUGUGAGGACCUCGGAUGCGAUAAUGGCGACGUCGCCGACGGCACAGGCACAGGCGCAGGCACAGGCACAGGCACAGGCGCAACCACGCGAAAGCUUGGAGAGGCCGGGCAGCCGUGGGUCGCCGGUCAAUUUUUCUUAUCCUGCACGCAUCCGCAGCCCGACAUUCGUGAGGCCCGAGGAAGCACCAGCUUCUGCUCUCGAACCUCGCGUGAAACCCAAGCGACGGAGCUCGACCAUGUCUCCCCAACGGGGAGGCUCGGUCAGGUCGGCACGGUCUUCGUCUGUGACCUCGGACCAGACGCUCGUCUAUGACCCCAAUUCUAGGAGAAUGGUGCCCCAGGCCGAUCUGUCGGCCCUCGAACAAAGGAUUCAGACAGCUUCUGAAGCCAAGCCAAAGAAGAAGAAACAGGUGCCUGCUCGGACUGGCUCGCAUCUGGCUAAGGGUACUGUCAGUCGACCCCAGGGUAGUGCAGUGACGUCGAGUUCUACGAACGCCGCACAGGUGGCUGCCGCUACUUCGUUGCGACCACACCAGGCAGAGGAGAGACCAAGCGUGGCACAUGAUCCAGAAGAUGAGGACGACCAGGCUCACCUGGAAGCAGCUCCCAGUCCCCCGCGAGAAGCAGUGACAGAGAAUAGCGCGGGUGCUGCGCCACCACAGAAUCGAUAUGCGCAAACGCCAAAUUCGCCUGCGUCUAACGCGCCAGAAGUGGUUCCUGCGCCAGAGUCCCCGGAUGUCGAUUCACACGAGACCGGUCUGCAGAGGAGACCAUCUGUGGUGAGAGAAGAGUCGGAAUCGGAGGGUCUGGAGUCUGAGAUUGAGCUUGAAGCGCCGGCCCCAGUAUCAACGCCACCAAAAACCUCUGCUGCUCUAGAUUCUGUGCCUGCUCGACAGAACGUCUAUGUUCAUGGCGUACCAUCACCGCCUCGGAGUGACCUUACAGAGGAUGUACCAGUUGAGCCAACCCGACCGCCUCCUGCGAUCCCGUCCGAGCUUACUGCAGCUCCACCUUCUUCAUCGACGGAGCCACGGGCCAUCACUCGUGAUGGGAUCGAAGUGGUCGCUGAACCUCAAGAUGUGCAAAAUUUCGGACGCGACUCCAGAACCCAUUCGAAGAGCCCCGUGCGCAGUGCCCGCUUUGGGCCGGUACACGAUAGCCUGACUGUGCGGCAUGAGCCUCCGCCGAGAUCAAUAUCUCCGCGAAAAUCUGCCUUGAAACACCAGAGUCCUUCUCGUGGUGCAUCUCCCGCAGAUGCCGCUUCGGACGGGUCUGAAGCUGGUAUCCCUUCGUAUGAGCAACCAAUGCCUCGGAAGAAGGCGGUUCGUGUCAGCUUCGAUGAUGGGAAUACAGUCGUCGUCGGCGAGGCGGCUGGGAGGGCUGAGACGGACAGUCCACUGCCGCCAAGUCCGCAAGUGGCCAGCAGGCGACCGUGGUACAGCAGCCUCGGGAUAGGCAAAAAGAAAGACGCAAUACCUUUAGAGGAGGACGAAGGCAUGAAGCCGAGACCAAUGCUGCCUACAUUCGGCAGCGUGAGAGGCAGGAAACAGCAACCUAAGGAGGCCGAGGAGCGCCCGCUUGUUAGGCCUCACGAGCCAGUUCACGAGGAAUCGGAGCCCCCUACCCCGGAGGCUCUUGGGGGAAACGCUGAAACUGUGGGCCAAUCUAGCGACCAUGCUCUGGGUGCAAUGAUCCACGAGCAGGAACCUAAGAAUGAGGCUAAUAUUUCCAAGUUACGAGAGCCCUUGCCGCCUGUCGUGACAUCCGUCGAGGGCAGCGGGUAUGCCUCGGAUACUGCGAGCGACGACAGCGAGGCUGCGCUGAUGGCAGAUACGCCCAGGCUGCAGGCCGACGAAAGCCGGGUCAGCGACGCUUCGACCCUGGUGCCUGAUUGGAAGCCCUCCAACGGCUCAGCAUAUGAGCCAGCAGGAGACGAGCAGGUUGCCAGCGAUGUUAAGGACUUUGGCGGCGACCCACCUGAUGUGUCUGCGGAGGUGCCUGCUAUCUCUGUCACCCAACCCAGCCCACGUCUUAUUGAGACGGAACAAGAUCGAGCCUCCUAUCGCUUCCCGGGAGAGUUCCCAGAGACGGAUGCCGAGUCAGAUGCCGAGAGUAAGCCUCUGGCUCAUGAUGCGACGUUGACCGACUCGUCUGCGCCAACCCGACGGGUUGCCUUUGAACCUGUGGUGCAAAGAGAGGACGCGACGGCUACAGUGCACACUCCCAGCACGGUUCUAGCCACCAAGCCAGCCGCUCAGGAGCUCACGGACGAGUCAGAUGGGGACAGCGUUUAUAGCGAUGCAUAUGAAGAUCCGUUGGAUCUUGAAGGUGACGGUUUUCAGUCACUUGAUGCUGUCAUCGUCAGCCCCCCGCGCCAGACACCACCUGGGAUCGAGAAACUGCAGGCGCAUGUCCCUGAAUCUUCGACACCAAGCGUGCCACAGAAGGCACCUGGACACGAAACAGCGGCGAUCGCCAUGAUACAACAAGAAGGGGUCUCCGGGCCUGUCGACGACUGGGAAGCUGCCAAGGCGUACUGGAGGAGCUUGACCGCCGAGAAAAAAGCCCAGCUGGAAAAGGAAGCUGCUGAAGAAGCUGGUGCUGAGGGUGACCUCGAGGACUUGAGACCGGAGGUGAAGAAACCGAGGAGAAAGAAAUCGAUCGAAAAGAGAAGCGCUGAGAAGAUGGUGAUUGAGGAACAGAGAGCGGCCGUUGACCCGGAACGGACUUACAUGGUCAAGCCGGGAUCCAAGGCCGAGGACUACAGCCCAGCGGAGCAUUCGAAGCCGCGUAGUAAACAGGCCUCUGGGAAAGUGGAAGCAGGCACUAAGCUGCGCAAAACCAUGCGUUCUCCGGGCGGCAACCCCUCCCACCCCGCUCAGCCCACCGAAACCGGGGCCCGAAUGCGCAAGUCUCUACGUCCAGACACACCAGGUCGGUCAGCUGCAACUCCACAGCAGCCUGCGUCACCUCCACCAGCUUUGGGAAUCACCACCCAGAUCACAGGGCCGAAGAGGCACUCGCGAGCUGUCUCGGAGCCUGAAGGAAGGCCCAGCAUCACCCAACCCAGCCUGCGCCGUCAUGGUUCAGACUCCAGUGCCAGCAGCUUCAAGCGGUCGAGACGCGCGAGUCAAGGAUUCGGUUUCCGCAAAACCAUGAGAACAGGCAAUGGAUCACAAGAAGUAGAGGAGAAUACUCGUGACAGGCAGCCAAGCCGCUUAUCUUUACGGUCUAUGUCUCCUGGUGGCGGCGGCUCCUCCCUCCGUGGUCAUCCUCCGGUGACAAUGGAUGGCAGGAUGCGGACGACACUUCGUGGCGGUCCACCCGCCAACAAGCGCCGAAACUCAUCGGAUUCCGGGAAAGGCUAUUUGCGCUUCUCUGGUUCCUUUGGGCAGAAAGGCAAAAGCAAGAAGGGGUCUCGCUUCGGUGAUGAUUCGAGUGACGAAGAUGAGGCUGAUGUGCCGCGCCGAUUCUCGAGCCGCUUUGACGACUCGAGUGACGAGGACAUCGUUCCUGAGCCACUGCCGUCGUUGAGCAUGCCCAAGACGAUGCGUGGUACCAGAUCGCGCAACGCCCUGCCCAGUCCGCCGCUUCCGGAAGAGGAAGAGCUUUCCGAUGAACAAGAGCCUGUCGGGGCCGAUGAAGACGACAAAUCCCAUCGCGUCACCUCUGGCCCGGCUUCGCUACCACAUGCGCAGACCGAGCCUGGCAUUAAACGCAGCCGUUCUGGUCGUGGUUCCCUACCCAGAGCUGACGACGGAGCGGGACGCCCCGCGCGCCGUAGCUUCAUGUCGUCGGUCCUGAGACGGAACAAGAAGCAGGGCAAUGGUGCGAUCUCGCGGCCUGAGCGGAGGGAAAGCGCGGCAAGGGCGGACACUAAUCUGGAGAGGUCGCCAGACGAACUGAAUGCUCUGAGGUCCAAUAGUCUGCGCGACAGGGCGGACAGCGGGGCUACGUGGCCACUGAAUGAGGAGCAGGAACCGGUUGAGGUGGAGACCCACGAACCAGAUGAUGUCAAGGGCGCACAUGUCGUGGACGGUGGCGCUACUGCUACGAACGGUCAGAGGAGCCCCAGUGUCUUGGGCCACUCGAAGUCACAGCCGUCACUGUCCAGACCCUCGUUCCUACAGCGAAGAACGAUGUCGCAUCAAGGAACGAUCGAUACCGACAUCAUCGGUAGUGACGCCGGGGGCAGGAAGAAGAAGAAGUUUGGGGCCCUGAGGAGGAUGUUCAAGCUUGACGAAUAG